Molecule: messenger RNA, 886 nt
Organism: Galleria mellonella (greater wax moth)
Lineage: Eukaryota; Metazoa; Arthropoda; Insecta; Lepidoptera; Pyralidae
Exons: 8
Coding region: 105-866 (253 amino acids)
Source: RefSeq, a predicted model, not a curated record
AACUCCGCAGUUUACGUGGUCGACCAACGACUCCAUCAUGUAGCUAUAGCUACCUACGUAGUCAGUAAUAUCUAAACAACCGCGACCGUGAACUAUGUAACAAAAUGCGGAGUCAAACUAUUCUAUUUGUUGGUAUCGUUUCAUUAUGUAGUGCUAAGGAGUACUAUGAUAAACUUGACCGUUACCUUAUCGCCUGCCAUACGACAGACUUUGUAUGCUUCAAGCGACAGUACAAAGCUCUGAGAGACAACGUGCUAUUAGGCAAUAAUAUAUUGAACAUAGAUUAUUACGAUCCUUACUAUUUUAAAUAUGGAAAUAGCGGCACGUGUAUCAAACUAUCCGGGCUUGAGGAGAGCGAACUUGUUGGUAUAAGCAUGGACGGUGCGGUGGGGCUAUUUGGUUUAACAUUGGAGCUGCCUCUGAGGGUCCAACAGGUGUACAACGACACGAAACUAUGCGCCGAACCCGAGCGGGAAUUCACAUCGGUGCAGACACAUAAUGGGUCACUAAAGAAGUUCAAGGGCAAUGCAACUAUACAAGCGAUAUAUCCUUACGAGAUCCGAAAGAAGAAAGGAGUCAUCCAUAUGGUACUUGAAGAAGAAGACUUAGAAGUAAUUCUAGACAUACCACACUUGAUCGACUACGACAUGAAUAAUACUGAACAAUUGGCUGUAUACAAUCUAUCAGAAUGGGCAUACGACAUAUUACAACAUAUAGAUGCCGCCAAAUCCUUUGCCCUGCCCUACACGAGUCAGUACAGGACGCUAGCAGAACGUGUGUCGAUUGAAAGGUUACUACUUCUCUAUCCAGAAGAAGAAUACACAGAUGUCAAGUUUAAUUUCUCAGAUUCUUACCACUUUCCAUAAAUGAAAACAAAUUCGUAGAA